Molecule: messenger RNA, 2766 nt
Organism: Amorphotheca resinae ATCC 22711
Lineage: Eukaryota; Fungi; Ascomycota; Leotiomycetes; Helotiales; Amorphothecaceae
Exons: 2
Coding region: 1-2766 (921 amino acids)
Cellular component (GO): cytoplasm
Source: RefSeq, a predicted model, not a curated record
AUGACUUCCAACAACGGAAAGAGUGGAGCUGGAAGGACCGCUCAACCAAACCCUUCCUCGAUGGCCUCCAGCAACCCCUCCCUCUUACUUGACAAAUUCAAUGGAAGACGAUCAACACCUGAUUCUGAGGCUUUGGCAAGUUCCGAUGACGAGGCUGAUAGGCAAGAGCAUCCUCAACCCGCCGUCCAAGCCCAGAAGCCAGCACGAAGAGCCUCAUGGUUGAAUGACCCAACGCAACCCGGAGCGCAACCACGCAAGGGUUCAUUUCCAAGCAACUCAAUGUCGCCCACCGCAUCUCAUCCAAACACUCCCUCUACCGAGUCUCGCAAUUGGAAUGCCCACACUCAGGCUGGCUCCGGUGUCGGUCGUGGGCACGCUGGCUCAAGUUCAUUCCCCUGGAGUAGUGGCAUCUGGAAUACUGAGUCGCGGAAGGAGCCUCCUUCUCGAUUGACGGAAGUCUUACCUUCACCAACGUCUACCCAUCCUCCUGGUCCAGUGGGAAAUGGAUAUUUCAAUGAUGGCAACUAUGCUCGAGAUCAGUCGGCAAAUACUACCAUUCCGUUCGCAAUUCCACUUCAUCCGACUCCAAAGACCUAUCGGUCCCAAUCCUAUUCCGUUGGACAACUUGAUCCAGACACACCGGCAGGAUCUUCCGCAUUGACAGGCACAAGUACUGCAUUGACAGGCCGGGGUAGACCUCUGCAACAUUCUGGUCUGCAACAUAGACCUUCACGGCCCAGUAUGCUCAGCGAGAUGUCAAGCGAGGGAGGCCUUAGCAAGCUUAAAGAAGUGGAAGAUGAUGACGACGAUAGCACGAACGGAUCGAACCAUGGGGUGCAGCAUCAAUCAGCGGAAGCAAAGACAAUCGAGCUGCUGGCGAGGGAAAAUGCCAUUCUACGCCAACAGCAAUACCAUAACUCACGUAUCCGGCCUCGCUCAUCCACCUCCAAUGCAUUCUCCCUAGGCAGCGGGUACGGCCUGCAGGAGUCUGUACCCGAGGAAUCCGACUAUGCCAUUGAUGAGCUUGACGAGAUCAACGAACUUCAAGAAAUGUCAUCGAAGGGUUUGUCAGGACGCAGACUUAGCGAGUAUGGAGCCGGCCAAAGCCGGGUCUCUCCAUAUACCUCCCUAGAGAAUAGGAAGCUGGAGAAUGUCAAGAAAGCUUACUGGCAAAGCUCUCUUGGCUUUGGCGGAUUGGCUGACAUACCGCAGAGCAGACGCCACUCUUUUGCUGAUGUCCCAACUAGACACGGGUCGGUGAGCUCCGUUGGCGAACCUCUCUCCCCACAUGAGAGUAAUUUGCAAGAGAGUAUGCCGCCAAAUGAAUACCAAAGCCGAUAUCAAGAUGGGGCUGGCUACUCACUCAAUGAUCAUGGUGAGCAACCUCCUAACAAUUUCGCACUAUCAUAUCCCCGUAACCAGAAGAAUGGUCAAAUUUCGGAGGAAGCUUCUUUCAGAACGUUAUAUUCACAAGAUCGUCCGGCAGCAGCUUCAUAUUUCGGCAGCCUUACGGCUCCGCCGCGGAACACCGAAUCAUAUCCUUCAGCCUAUCCCUCCGCCUAUCCAGCCCAUGGUGUGCCGGGCCAAUAUGGUGGGGGCCGGCCUGCAUCGCCUCAUCGCAGCAUGUACGGUGUUCCACAACCGAUCCAUAACCAACUUCUCUACAUCGUUCUGUUCAAAUGCUCGCGCGCCGAUGUUUUCUAUGUUCAAGAGGGGACAGGACUGUCAGUGAAGCCGGGAGAUCUUGUGAUUGUUGAGGCAGAUCGUGGAACUGAUCUCGGAACUGUCGCAAGGGACAAUAUCGAUUGGGCCACUGCAAAGGAGCUGAAGGAGCACUAUGCGGAGGAACACUACAAGUGGCUUAUGAUGUAUUCACAGGGUGCGGCCGGAAAUUCUGAUGGGACCGGUGCUGGUCUGAUGGCCGCUUCAAAUGGCCUUCAAGGCAGUGCGGUGGGCGGAAUGGGACCUCCAAACCAGCACGGGAUGCAAGAACCGAACCCUGGCGAGAUCAAGCCGAAGAUCAUUAAGCGCCUUGCACAGAACCAUGAGAUUCAGGCUCUGCGGGACAAGGAAGGUAACGAGGCGAAAGCAAAGCGAGUAUGUAUGCAGAAGGUGAAAGAGCAUGGUCUUCAUAUGGAAAUUCUCGACGCCGAAUUUCAGAUGGACUGGAAGAAGUUAACCUUCUACUACUUUGCCGAUGCGUACAUAAACUUCAACUCCUUGGUUACGGACCUCUUUAAGGUCUACAAGACCAGAAUAUGGAUGAGCGCUAUCAAUCCAGCUUCAUUUGCUAGCCCGUCACUCGGCCUUCAAGCUCCUUCUGGCAUCGGUCCGGGCGCCGUUGAAGUGGGUCAGAACACGCAGGGUGAGAGACGCCCACAACCAAAACAAUACUCAUUUGGCGUUUCUCAGCCUAGUCGUGGCUAUACAGGAGCUUUUGCGCAACCGUUCGCUUCCGCUCUAAAUAGGGGAGCAAUGCCACCGAACGGGCUCCCACCAUCGGGCUACACCUAUGGUUAUUCUCCAUUUAACGCCGCCCCUCGUAAUGCCGGGGCCUCAGCGAGUGGCUACACCCCCAUGACUGAUCCUUUUGGCGGCUUCCCUGCCUCAAACGAUUAUCAGGGACCCCCUGGCCGGUUCCCUUCCCCGCCCGGUUCUACGUCGAAUAAUGAUGCCAACGAUUAUGGCCGCCAAUCUUCUGGACUCGGGUCUCCAAACGAGACAUGGCUCGGAGCUUUCCAGGGCCUCUCUCUGAACACUCGUUAG